Molecule: messenger RNA, 786 nt
Organism: Dioscorea cayenensis subsp. rotundata (Guinea yam)
Lineage: Eukaryota; Viridiplantae; Streptophyta; Magnoliopsida; Dioscoreales; Dioscoreaceae
Exons: 1
Coding region: 1-786 (261 amino acids)
Source: RefSeq, a predicted model, not a curated record
AUGGCAUCUGGCAGCUCGUCGACGUCAGCAAACGCCCCGGUGUGUCUCUCUCAGCUGUCAGUCCCAGUCUUCACUGGCCAAGAGUAUGGGCGGUGGAAUCUGCGGAUGAAGACUGUGUUCAAGUCACAAGAGCUGUGGGAUUUGGUUGAGAAUGGCUGGACAGAGUUGAAGGAUGAAGCAGUAGAGAGGGAGAACCGGAAGCGAGAUGCGAAGGCGUUGUGUCUCAUCCAGCAAACCGUGGAUGGUCCAAAUCUCGACCAGAUCACGGAAGCCAAAUCAGCGCACGAUGCGUGGGAGAUCUUGAGAAAGCAUUGUCUUGGUACCUCCAAGGUACUGUCGGUGAGAAUCCAAGCUCUCCGGCAGGAUUUUGAGACGUUGCAGAUGGGAGACGAAGAUGGGGUCCAGGGAUAUAUCUCGCGAGUCAUCACUAUCACUAACCUGAUUAGAGCUCUUGGGCACAAACUCAAGGAACCAGAAGUAGUGUCCAAAGUGCUCAGGAGUCUGGCACCGAAGUUCGACUGGGUUGCUGUCGCAAUCGAGGAGUCGAAGGAGAUUGCAAAGCUCACUUUGGAAGACCUUUGUGGUACUCUGCAAGCGCACGAGGUGAGAGUGAAUCGUGCUGCAGGGAAAGUGGGUGAGAAAACUCUUCAAGUCAAGAGCAAACAUCCUAUAGAAAGUUACAGCAAGGGUGGUGGUGCUGGGAGCUCGUGGGUGAUGGCAGAGGCCGUGGAAGGUCAUUUGCUCGCAGGAGAGGCAAAGCACGAGGCGGUCGUGGAAGAGGCUUGA